CUAUGGGACCUGUCGUCAGGACAUCUUCUAACAACCUUCCUAUUUCCCACCGCUAUAACUGCUAUUGCGCUUGACCCUGCUGAAAGAAUGUUUUUUGCUGGUGGUAGGGAUAAUCUUAUUUAUCAGCCUGGAUUUGAGAUAUCAGCAGUAGGAGGUGUUGGUGUUGUUGAAGAUGUUGUAUCUGAACGUGAUGAUAAGAGAAACCUAAUAUUUAGAGGACAUAG
This is a messenger RNA of Racocetra fulgida, 224 nucleotides long. The record is from the annotation of a GenBank genome assembly. Lineage: Eukaryota; Fungi; Glomeromycota; Glomeromycetes; Diversisporales; Gigasporaceae.